AUGGCACGAGUGAGUUGUACGUUUGGCGGAGGCAAUUCAUUUUUCCGGGAUGAACCAAACGACAUCUUUGUGAGCGAAUUUCUACCAAAAUAUAAAGGUCCAGAUAAAAAUCAAAUAAUUCAUCCUAUUGUAAACUCAGUUUUGUCAACUUUUACAUCUGCUUCAAAUGAUCCAUUUGAAAUAUCAUCAUCCGAUGAAGACUCUCCAAAAACUCAAUAUCCCACUUCAAUCUUAAAAAAUUCUUAUCAAAAAAACACUAACAUCGAACACCCACCAAUUAACAUUGAAGAAUCCCCAAGAGUACCUGCGAUAAAUAACGUUCUUGGAUCCGAAGAUUCAAGCGAUGACUUGCUUUUACCUACCGAAAUGACAAACAAGAUUCUUGCCGCCCAAAACACCUCAAAUACAAUAAUUGACAAACCACUGCUCAUAAAGCACGGAUUAAACCUACCUCCUAUCUUAACAUGUAACGAAAAUCAACCAAAUAUUAACAGACACUCACGCUUGUUAGGAGAAAAAUCCAAGACACCGCAAGAGGCUCAUUCAUUCUGGAACAAUGCCAAUAACGAUACAGACUUUAUGCCAAUAGAAAUGCCGAAUUCAGCUCGAGGAAAUCCUCCAACAUGCGAUACUCCUUCUCGCAUGAUGUUGGAAAUGAAAAUACACGAGAUGCAGGCAACCAUAGAUCAAAUAAAUACAAAAUGGGAACAAAAAUUCGCAGAUACAAAAAGAAAUUCAAGAAUUCGAACAGAAAGGUUACUAUCAACACAUUCGAUAGAACAAUCAAAUCUGGAUGCAAAAUUCAUUGAAGUUCCUCAUCCUGAAUAUCCAACUCAUAUUAAAGCGAUUUUACGUGAUGGGCCAUUGAUAGUUGCAAAAUUCAAGCGCCUAUCGGAUCCUAACUGCGAUACAGCGUCAUUGGAUUACGAUGAUCUGAAAAAAGAAUUAAUUAAGCGUCAUACUCAAGAACUUAUACAAUUAAACGAUGAAAUUAAACUCGAAUUCGAAUUACUAAAGAAAAGGAAGGAAAAAGAACUCGAAAGACCAAAAGCAAAAUUAGAUACGAUGGUUAGCGAAUACAACGCUUUGCCAGGUACUAAAAAGAUACAGGCAAAGUUGGACUCGAGAUUAAUCCCGGUUGCAGCGAAGCCGAGAGUUUCUCGAGUGAUUUAUUUAGUUAAUAUCUCCAAACCUUAA
Messenger RNA from Trichomonas vaginalis G3, 1197 nucleotides. RefSeq lists its product as uncharacterized. The record is from RefSeq and is a predicted model, not a curated record. Lineage: Eukaryota; Parabasalia; Trichomonadida; Trichomonadidae. The transcript has a single exon. Bases 1 to 1197 code for a protein of 398 amino acids.